UGUUCUCGGCGCCCGAGCGUCCAGCCCGAGCUGGCCCGGGAGCUCUGCUGAGCCCGGGGGCGCGCGCCGCCUCCGUGUCCGCGUCCCGGGCGCCCUUCGCGGGGAAGUGCCCCCAGUCCCCCGGCCCGCCGGGCCCCUCGAGCCACGAAGUGACUCCCCAAAGGUCAAGGUUUGAACCUUCAAGUGCAAGCAGCAAUUAGAGGGACAUCUUCCUCCAGAGUUGGACAAUGGCUGGAGAAGUCCCAGGAAUGACUGCCGCCUUCGAUUCUUUGGCCCAGACGACAGAAGAGGAUGAGGAGGAGGAGGAAGAGGCCUCAACAAUGAUACUGGAAGAUGAGGACUCCUCCUGGAAGCCUGGUUUAGCCCUGCAGGGGGACAGCUACGACCCUGAAUCCUUCCAUCAGAUUAAAAGUAAAGUUGAGUAUCAGGAGGCCACUGAGCCCAGGGAAUCUCUUAGCAGACUCAGGGAACUCUGUCAGCGAUGGUUAAGGCCAGAACUACAUACAAAGGAGCAGAUGCUGACUCUGCUGCCUGGGGAGAUUCAGGCUUGGUUGAGGGAGCAUCGGCCAGAGAGCAGCAAGGAGGCGGUGGCUCUGGUGGAGAACUUGACCGAAACUCUUCGGGAGAGUGUAGGUGACUGUGGAAGGUUAACCCAAGAGCCACAAAAAGACAAGGAACCUUGCUUGGGGAGUCUUUCAGAUUGGAGCGUCUCUGUUGGGUACAAUACUCCAUUUCAUCACAAGGAGAGAAAAGCUCUCUCUAUCACACGUGUUCCAGCCUUUUCUGAGGACAGUACUGAAGACCAGGUUAUGGAGGAUGCACUCCUUAUGGCCAGGGUGCAGGGACCAGGGACAUUUAAGGAUGGGGAAGUUUCUCCCUCCCAAGAGGAGCAAAAAGAUCUAGAUGUUGUUCCGAAGGACCUCUGUGGUGGUGUGAUGAAGGAGAAUUAUGGGAAUGACAUGUCACAUGAUUUUGAGAUCCAGAGUGAGAAUGAAGAGAAUUCAAAUCAAGAAAUGUUUGAAGCAGUGGAAGAAAAUAUGAUAUUAUCAGGAAGGCCUGAAGGGGAAGGCAUUCAGCAUUCUAACUGGGGAAGUGACUUUGAGAGAGACUAUGGGAUAGAGAGGCCUCAGGGAAAUUCCCAAGCAGAGGAAUAUGGGGAAACUACUUCACAGGACAGGGAAAUAGGACAAUUCAUAGGCCUUCAGGGAACCUAUUUAGGUGAGAAGCCCUAUGAAUGCCCUCAGUGUGGGAAAACCUUCAGCCGGAAAUCACACCUUAUUACACAUGAGAGGACCCAUACAGGAGAGAAAUACUAUAAAUGUGAUGAAUGUGGAAAAAGCUUUAGUGAUGGUUCAAACUUUAGUAGACACCAAACAACUCAUACUGGGGAGAAACCUUAUAAAUGCAGAGAUUGUGGGAAAAGCUUUAGCCGGAGUGCAAACCUAAUAACACACCAGAGAAUCCACACAGGGGAAAAACCCUUUCAGUGUGCUGAGUGUGGGAAAAGUUUCAGCAGGAGUCCCAACCUCAUUGCUCAUCAGCGAACCCACACAGGAGAAAAACCAUAUUCAUGCCUGGAGUGUGGAAAGAGCUUUGGUAACCGUUCUAGCCUUAAUACACACCAGGGAAUUCACACUGGAGAGAAACCCUAUGAAUGUAAAGAGUGUGGCGAAAGCUUUAGUUACAACUCUAACUUAAUUAGGCACCAGAGAAUCCACACAGGAGAGAAACCAUAUAAAUGUACUGACUGUGGACAAAGAUUCAGUCAGAGCUCAGCCCUUAUUACACACCGAAGAACUCAUACAGGAGAAAAGCCCUAUCAGUGCAACGAAUGUGGAAAAAGCUUUAGCCGGAGCUCAAAUCUGGCAACACACCGAAGAACCCACAUGGUGGAGAAGCCCUAUAAAUGUGGUGAGUGUGGGAAAAGUUUCAGCCAGAGUUCUAGUUUGAUUGCCCAUCAAGGAAUGCACACAGGAGAGAAACCCUAUGAAUGUCUGACAUGUGGGGAAAGCUUUAGUUGGAGUUCCAACCUUAUUAAACACCAGAGAAUCCACACAGGAGAGAAGCCCUAUAAGUGCUCUGAGUGUGGUAAAUGUUUCAGCCAGCGAUCACAACUUGUGGUCCAUCAGAGAACUCACACAGGAGAGAAGCCAUAUAAAUGCCUCAUGUGUGGAAAAAGCUUCAGCCGGGGAUCAAUCCUUGUCAUGCACCAGAGAGCUCAUCUAGGGGACAAACCUUAUAGAUGUCCUGAAUGUGGGAAAGGCUUUAGUUGGAAUUCUGUUCUUAUCAUACAUCAAAGAAUACACACAGGAGAAAGGCCCUACAAAUGCCCAGAGUGUGGGAAGGGCUUUAGUAAUAGUUCCAACUUUAUUACACAUCAGAGAACUCACAUGAAAGAGAAGCUCUAUUGAUGUAGCAAGUAUGGGAAAAGUUUGCUAUCAGGGAACUGAUAGGAGAGGAAAGCUACAAGCACCCUGAAGGCAGUAGUUCUACCAAAAAAAAAAAUCUACCUAAUGUCCCAUUUAAAGGUCCAUUUACUUUAAUGUUCUAUAGAACUUUUUGCCAAAAUCUUACCAUUGCCCAUCCUGAUAUUUGGAAUGCUAUCUUGUAGUCUGAAGAGCUCAAAAGAAACAGGACAGGAAUGGAAGGUCAGGCAAUGUGGAUCAUGUAUCUGGUUCUGCCAGCAAUUCGCUGCUUAAUCCCCUGUCUCCUUCCCUUGUGCCUAAGAUUUCCCUCUGUAAAAUAGGGAGAAUAUUUCCAGGUGUGAGGAGAAAAACAUCUGCAAAAUGGGUCAGAUUGCUCAGAAAAAGGCCAUAGAUCCAUAUGAAUGCUUGUUCUUUUCCCCAGCUUGGCUGUUGCUAUGGUGCCUUCAUUCCAUUCUGUUGUGCUGCCACUAAAUAUUUUCUUCUUGGAUUUAGUAUAUUAGGCUACACCUCUAAGGUCAAGGACAGAGAUAGGGCAAUACAGCUUGUAAUGAAAAGAAGAGGGAUAGACAUCAAGGUCAAGCCCUUUCCAUUUCUGGAAUAUGCCAGAAGCACAGAGAAGGCACAUAGAGUAAGUGCAGCCUAAAACUGGGCUGUACUCCACUGAGAGGGGCUGGACCUCCCUACUCUGGAAAUUUAUGAAGUGAAUGUAAUUUAACAGGUGCCCACUAAGCUAACCAUGUAGUAGCCCUGCCAGAGUAAGGAGGCCACAUUGGGGAGUGGAAUUGGUUGUUGAGAAUAUAUAUCUGAAGGGGUGGAGGCCCGUUUGAGACCUAGUGACUUCUACAAUUGGUGGUUAAUAAUUUUCUUCCUCAUACAGUGGGAGACAGUUGAUACUUCCCUCACUGCUGGAGGAAACUUUUUUUUCACUUACACCACACACAGAUAUGUAGCCCUAUAAUCAUUUUAUAGUAAUUCAUUCUAUGCACUUGUAUUUCCUUAUAGAUUAUUUCUCUUGUAUACUCAGCUCUAGAAUUCUGUCUAGUUUAUUGCAUACUAAAAACUUAUUUCUAAGGAAGUGCUGGUGUUCAUGUCAUCUGGUCUGAGUUUAGACCUCUGUGGCUUGUGCCCACUCUUGUGGGAUGCUGCUAUGGCUUUGUGCCUGUGGGCCCUGAGUCUUGCAGCAAUGAAAACAGUGGAAAGAGAACAGCUGAAGGGGGUUAUAAGUGGGGUAGAGGACAGGCAGAGAAGGCGUUUCUGGGAAACAUGAAGCUGUCUCCCUCUGCACAUGGAACCUGGACUUAAGAUGAGUCCUCAGGUCCCAUGGUCCUUCAUUCUUUUAAUAAAGUAUUCCUGUCCCUCUGCUGACUCAGUCCUUUAACUCAUAUGGUUCAAAAUCACAUGUUUCUAUAUCAGGAAGCCCCAGUCAGUGGAUUAGGAUUAUGAAAACCUACCUAAUAAACUAAAUCAGUUGUCAUUGCUGCCAGUCACAACUCUCCAAACUGUGAUGGUUUGCCAGCAGUCCUGAUAGGGUGAGGAAGACAGCUGGUAUUUAUCUUCUUCCUUAUUCAGGGACUUGGAAUUAUCAAAAUGCAUCACCUGACUCCCAAAUUUAGAGACUUUGCCAUCAUUCUUCAACCUCUUUUCCUGUCCUUUUCCCCCCAAAAAUGAUCUCACUGACAUUUCAGAGAAAUGAAAGAUAGGUCUAGUUCACAGAAAGUUUUGGGAUCCCUGUUGUAUGUAGGAUUUGCCAACAGGCCUAUUGUAGCCCCAACCCAUGGAACUAGCUGGCCAGUGGGAACAAAUGGAUGAGUGUGUUUUAGUCAUAACUGUUCCAGAGCCCUACAUAGUGCCUUGCACGAAGUAAGUGAUCAAUAAAUAUUUGUUGGUUGAUUGUUCUCUUAGCCUUUGAGCAGGAGGGAAAAAAAAAUCUUAAAGGACAGGACACCAGCUUUCCUUAGCUGUCUGAUCAUGUAAUAGAAGUGUUCCUUCUCUUAGAUGAUGCAUAGUCCAUUUGUCGCUGCUUCAUUUUCAGCUACAGUUUAGAAUUAUGACCUGGAAAUUGAUUUGGGUUUUUUAAAAAAUACUUUCUCUUUGGUGUAAGUGUGAUUUAUUUGGCUUUUGUAAAACACAGCUGGCCCUUAAUAUUUGUUCAUCUGAUUGAUUUUAACACUGCAUUCUUUGUAACUGGCCUUAGUGAAUGUAUUCAGAGCUAAAUAUACUAACCAAAUAAAGGCACAUUGAAACAACAUUUUAAAUAGUCACCCUACAAUUCUAUCGUAUCUUUAAUGGCCAGUAUAAACCAUUUACCAGUUUUAAAAUGUAACUGACAGUAUAAGCACAUAGCAUUCAUUUCUCUUCCAAGUCCUCAUUUAAAUAACCAAAGUCCUCAGACAACAGAGUUGGAUUAGAUGAUCUCUAAGCUUUAGCUCUAAAUCCUAUAAGGGUAAUAUAAUCCUAAUAGCUAUAUAGAAAUGCACUCCUAAGAAAGUCUGCCCUCAUUUUUAGUUUUUAGGGUUUGAGGCAAGUUCUAAUGAGAGUUUUAUAUUACGCACUCCUAAGAAAGUCUGCCCUCAUUUUUAGUUUUUAGGGUUUGAGGCAAGUUCUAAUGAGAGUUUUAUAUUACCCCAGAAUGAUUCUGUCAGGUAAAAGAUAUUGCCAAGUAUUGGUGAUGGUGACUUGCUGGCCUGGAUACUUUACAUAUAAUUGGAUAUAGAGAUUUCUCAAUCAAAAUGAACCACUGCAUGUUAAUAAACAAAUUAUAAAACAACUGCAUGUAAAAAUAAAUUAGCUAUAUUACUAAAUCAGUGAGAAAUAGCAUGAAGUACUAACUGAAGUAUGUCUGCUUAAUUUAAUCUGUUGAUUUUAGUUUUCUGAGAGGUUUUCACCGGUUUAUCCAUAGUUCUGUCAAAAUUAUGUUCCACAACUUAUGCUAAGGUGCCCUCAUGUUUUAUCUUCAUUAGCACAUUUUAAAAUGAGAUACAGUUCUUCCCAAAGAUUGUUCUUUGACAAUGACUCUAUUGCUCUCAUAAUGGAGGAACAUCCCAACAGUCCCUCUUAAAGAACUGCAUAUAUGCCCAACUACUUUAAUAACAAAAACAUUAAAUAUAAACAAAUUGA
Phascolarctos cinereus (koala) is the source of this 5543-nucleotide messenger RNA. It is a transcript of the gene ZSCAN2, whose product is annotated as zinc finger and SCAN domain containing 2. Gene Ontology annotation, molecular function: RNA polymerase II cis-regulatory region sequence-specific DNA binding; DNA-binding transcription factor activity, RNA polymerase II-specific. Gene Ontology annotation, biological process: regulation of transcription by RNA polymerase II. Lineage: Eukaryota; Metazoa; Chordata; Mammalia; Diprotodontia; Phascolarctidae. Gene Ontology annotation, cellular component: nucleus. The record is from RefSeq and is a predicted model, not a curated record.